GCGCGCUGCCUGUCGAUAAAGAGCUCGCGGCGGCGUUUGACGUCAUGGGGAGUUAAUUUUAAACCUGGACAAGAUGGCGGAAGGGGACGCGGCUCGGUACGGGCAGCGAGCGGAGCUGCCCCGGCUCCAGCCGGAGUUGGCAGGUGAAAGCUAUGUGGACGCAGAAGAGAAUGCCUUUUUGGAUUUGGAUGAAGAGGUGGUUCCAGGGAAGCCAUCCCCAAUACAAAUCGUUCUUGCUCAUGAAGAUGAUCAUAACUUUGAACUGGAUGAAUCUGCUUUGGAAAGAAUCUUGCUUCAAGAACACAUAAGAGAUCUCAACAUAGUGGUGGUUUCUGUAGCUGGCGCAUUCCGUAAAGGCAAAUCCUUCCUCUUGGACUUCAUGCUUAGGUAUAUGUACAACAAGGAAUCAUCUGCUUGGAUAGGGGACAGUUAUGAGCCUCUCACUGGUUUUACAUGGAGAGGAGGAUGCGAAAGAGAAACUACUGGCAUUCAGAUAUGGAGUGAAGUGUUUGUAAUUCCCAAGCCUGAUGGGACAAAGGUUGCUGUAUUACUAAUGGAUACCCAAGGUGCCUUUGAUAGCCAAUCAACUAUCAAAGACUGUGCGACUGUAUUUGCUCUGAGCACCAUGACGAGUUCAGUCCAGGUAUACAACUUAUCACAGAACAUCCAAGAAGAUGAUCUUCAGCAUUUGCAGUUAUUUACAGAGUAUGGAAGACUAGCUAUGGAAGAAAUCUACCAAAAGCCAUUUCAGACUCUAAUGUUCUUAAUUAGAGACUGGAGCUAUCCUUAUGAACAUCCAUAUGGCUUAGAAGGAGGAAAACAAUUUCUAGAAAAGAGGUUGCAGGUUAAAUUACAUCAACAUGAAGAGCUCCAGAAUGUAAGGAAGCAUAUUCAUUCGUGUUUCAGUAAUCUUGGCUGUUUCCUGUUGCCGCACCCUGGUCUCAAAGUUGCGACUAACCCAAACUUUGAUGGGAGGCUAAAUGACAUUGAUGAAGACUUUAAGAGAGAGCUACGGAAUCUGGUUCCAUUGCUGCUUGCCCCUGAAAAUCUGGUAGAAAAAGAAAUCAGUGGCUCGAAGGUGACUUGUAGAGAUCUUGUGCAAUAUUUUAAGGCUUAUAUUAAAAUCUACCAAGGAGAGGAACUACCUCAUCCAAAGUCAAUGCUUCAGGCAACAGCAGAAGCCAACAACCUUGCUGCAGUAGCUGGAGCAAAAGAUACUUACAACAAAGGAAUGGAGCAGGUUUGUGGUGGAGAUAAGCCUUACAUUGCCCCUGCGGACCUGGAGCGAAAGCAUCAAGAUCUUAAGGACCUUUCUAUAAAACAGUUCCGUUCUGUGAAAAAGAUGGGAGGGGAAGAGUUCUGUCGCCGUUAUCAGGACCAGCUUGACAAAGAGCUUGACGAAAUCUAUGCAAACUUUCUGAAGCACAAUGAUGGCAAAAACAUCUUCUAUGCUGCUCGCACCCCAGCCACUCUCUUUGCUGUCAUGUUUGCCAUGUACAUAAUCUCAGGAUUGACUGGAUUCCUUGGCAUGAACUCUAUAGCUACCCUGUGUAACCUUGUGAUGGGGUUAGCAUUGGUCUCCCUUUGUACUUGGGCAUAUGUUAAAUACUCUGGGGAAUUCAGAGAAGUUGGAACACUCAUUGAUCAGAUUGCUGAAGUACUAUGGGAACAGAGGAGUCCCAAGAAGGUGUGUUUGAAAUUCUUUGAAGUUGUUAGACGUCGUAUGAUUCGCCGUGCUCUUACCUCAGCGCAACGGCAACGACUCCCAUCCAACAAUAACAAGAAGAAGAAUUAGCCAGUAUUCUUACCUUUCCCCCUUUCUGUAUCUGAAGCAUUCACCACUCGUAGGACAGUGAUAAAACCUCUUGGGGAUAAUUUGAUUGAGGAUACCAUGAGACAAUCGGUUACAAACUCUAUCAAAGCAGGCCUGACUGAACAGAUGUCUCAGCAUGCCAGAUUAAAGACAGAUUGACAGUUCAUCUCCUCAUCUCAUCUGCCUACCCAUCCUAGACUUGCUUGCUGUACAAUGAGAACUCAAUAAACCAAAGUUUACAUUUGACUGUAGAGAAGUAGUUUAGUCUGACUGGCUUCCCAAUUUGCUGCCGCCGUAGUGCGGGAGGGGUGUGUGGGGGAAGGUUUGACAGCUUUUAAAGACUUUCUCCUCUGCUUGCUUCUAAGAGGCAACCUAAUGUCAUAUAGACAAGGGGAUUUUUUUAAACUACGAAGUUAGUAUACUGUGUACCCAGUGGGGAGGUGGUGUGUCCCUCUGUCUUGCGGAAACAUAUCCACUGUAAAGUGUUUUUCAGGGAAGUAAUUAUCAAACCUAUACAAGAAAAUCUUACAACAGAAUGUAUGAAGCAACACAAUGUUCCCAUCGAACAUUUGAACUCUGAACAUUUUUAACAUGAAUCCAACUGACAUGUCUGCAGUAGCAGUUGGCUGUGAAGUCAUGUUUGAGCCACUACGUUUAGCUAUUCCUUGCUUUACUGCCUUUUCUGCCAGUAUUACCCUAAUGCAUGUGUAUUGUUCUCCACAGAAAUUUACAUUUAGAGGUAACAACUGUAACCAAGGAAGCUAUCCAAGUGUACAUUGUCUUGCCUUUUUUAAAAUCUGGAGAUCUACAGGAAAUGCAUAUCAAACAAGAGCUGUCUUUCUCUGCAGUUUUAGCCUUCAUGUAUAUAUAAUAUGCCAUUAAUAUUGCUGGGGGGAGAAAAUCCAUCCAAAAAACUGUUGCCUACAGCUACAAAGCAAUGAGUUAGGAUUGUCUGUACAGUGUGUCUAAUUUUUUAAGAAACCACAGGGCAUGUAUAAAAUAUAAAUAUAUAAAUACAAUUUUGUAUCAAAGUUUUGUAGUUUAUGGCAAAACCUGGUUCUGUGAUAGGCUAAGUACAGUCCCUGUAAAGGAAUGUUUGUGGCUCAUGUAAAUGUGUGAAUGCAUCAAAACAAUUUGGAGUUUUUGAUAUAUUUGUGAUAUUUACCUGCCUUGAGCACUGCAAUCUCACCCCAUGGGAAAUCAGUGGGAAUGUUUGUUGUGAAAAUUUGUCCUCAGUUGCAUUUUAAAGUUAUUUCCUGUAAUUUAUUUUCCAGUACAUGAUUAAAAUCAAUUGUGUAUAUAUGAAAUUAAACUCAUGAUUCUUAUUUAGAAAUGUU
This is a messenger RNA of Hemicordylus capensis (graceful crag lizard), 3150 nucleotides long. RefSeq names its product atlastin GTPase 2 (gene ATL2). The record is from RefSeq and is a predicted model, not a curated record. Gene Ontology annotation, biological process: endoplasmic reticulum organization; protein homooligomerization. Bases 74 to 1795 code for a protein of 573 amino acids. Gene Ontology annotation, molecular function: GTP binding; GTPase activity. The transcript has 15 exons. Lineage: Eukaryota; Metazoa; Chordata; Lepidosauria; Squamata; Cordylidae.